AUGUCAUUAGUUCAGUCGAAUCCCAACACACCAAGAAAGCAUCAUCAUGAUUGUAGCGUACGAGGGGCAACAGGAAGAGGUGUAUUGAGUGCGACAUCACCCCAUCGAAUCAAUGCAUUCAAUACAGCAACAUCACCAUUCCAUUCGGUCAAACUUAAAUCAGUUCCUUCACCAUUAAAGCCAAAGUCAAUACCACUGCACCAACCACAAUCACAUUUGGCGACUAGCCCAAUCAGAAAAGGCACAAAUUUGGUACCUAUUACAUCAUCACCACUCAAACACACCCUCCCCCCAAACACCAAAACCCCUCCACUGAAACAAAUCAAACCACACACUUCCACCGCUGAGCACAUUGUACCAAAUUUCCAACAACAAAGAGCUACGCUAUUGAGCCAGUACAGUGCCAAACAAGCACAAAUCAAACACUAUCAACAAAAGCUAAGUCAUAAACAAUUACAAUUACUAGAAAUAGAAUCCCAAUUGCAAGAACUCAAUAGAACCCAACUUCUUCAAUCGUCACAGCAAAACAGUUCCCAACUUGAUAUAUAUAAACAGGCAUCAUUUGAAACUGAACAACAAUUGGCCAAUCACCAACUUAGAGUUGUUGAUUUAGAUCAAACACCAAGUCUGUUAAAAAAUCCCACUCCUUUGAAACAUACGUUGCUUAAACAGACUUCUUAUAUAACUUCUGCUAUCGAUGAAUGUUGUACUACAAUGGGGAAGAAAGCGUCAAUGAUAUUCAAUAACAUUAACAGUGAUGGUGAUGAGAGGAAUAUCUUUGUUAAGUCCCAGUUCAAGUCUGAUAAAUUUGAUUCAUUGACUAGACAAACAAGUCAAUUUUUUGAUAAUUUGUUAUCAGCAAGGGAAAAGAAGAUGUGCUCAACCGAUGAUGAAGAGGAGCGAAAUGCACAUGAUUCGUUUGAUAUCGAUAGUCUUGGAGUAGAUUUGGUUCACGAGCAAGUUGACAUCGACGAUUACGAUUCAUCUUUUGACUAA
Lodderomyces orthopsilosis Co 90-125 is the source of this 996-nucleotide messenger RNA. RefSeq lists its product as uncharacterized. The record is from RefSeq and is a predicted model, not a curated record. NCBI's taxonomy places the organism in Eukaryota, Fungi, Ascomycota, Pichiomycetes, Serinales, Debaryomycetaceae. The transcript has a single exon. The coding region runs from base 1 to 996 and encodes 331 amino acids.